Molecule: messenger RNA, 2188 nt
Organism: Micropterus dolomieu (smallmouth bass)
Lineage: Eukaryota; Metazoa; Chordata; Actinopteri; Centrarchiformes; Centrarchidae
Gene: ldb1b
Product: LIM-domain binding 1b
Exons: 11
Coding region: 108-1397 (429 amino acids)
Biological process (GO): positive regulation of transcription by RNA polymerase II; nervous system development; negative regulation of transcription by RNA polymerase II
Cellular component (GO): transcription regulator complex; nucleus
Molecular function (GO): LIM domain binding
Source: RefSeq, a predicted model, not a curated record
CACUUGCCUUGUUGCUGAAGUUCCCUUGUUGCAGUCUGCGUUUGCCUGCCAGAGAAAAUCCUGACUAGGGAAUUCACCCAGGGUGCGAGAAAAUACUGUAUGGCAGUAUGAAAACAAACAAUGGCUCACUGCGGCCACAAGAGGGCACUGCUAUCAAAGGACAACAGCUGAUUGUAGGCUGUUCCUCCAAGUCAUUCAAGCUGUACUCCCCUAAGGAGCCCCCCAACGGCAGCACUUUUCCCCCUUUCCACCCCGGCACCAUGCUGGACAGAGACGUGGGUCCCACCCCAAUGUAUCCUCCCACAUACCUGGAGCCAGGAAUAGGGAGGCACACACCAUAUGGCAACCAGACAGACUACAGAAUAUUUGAACUCAACAAACGGCUACAGAACUGGACAGAGGAAUGUGAUAAUCUGUGGUGGGAUGCAUUUACUACAGAGUUCUUUGAAGAUGAUGCCAUGUUGACCAUUACUUUCUGUCUGGAGGAUGGACCCAAACGUUACACAAUUGGCCGGACGUUGAUUCCAAGGUACUUCCGGAGUAUAUUUGAGGGGGGUGCCACUGAGCUCUACUAUGUGCUGAAACAUCCUAAGGAGUCCUUCCACAAUAACUUUGUCUCCCUUGACUGUGAUCAGUGCACCAUGGUCACCCAGAAUGGAAAGCCCAUGUUCACACAGGUGUGUGUAGAAGGACGCCUAUACCUGGAGUUCAUGUUUGACGACAUGAUGAGGAUAAAGACGUGGCACUUCAGCAUCAGACAACACCGUGAACUCAUCCCCCGCAGUAUACUGGCCAUGCAUGCCCAGGACCCACAGAUGCUGGACCAGCUGUCCAAAAACAUAACACGAUGUGGCCUGUCGAACUCCACCCUUAACUACCUCCGAGUGAGUGAGCUGUGUGUGAUUCUGGAGCCCAUGCAGGAGCUGAUGUCCAGGCACAAGACAUACAGCCUCAGCCCCAGAGACUGCCUCAAGACCUGCCUCUUCCAGAAAUGGCAGAGGAUGGUGGCACCACCAGCUGAGCCAUCAAGACAGGCCCCAAACAAACGGCGGAAGCGCAAGAUGUCAGGUGGCAGCACCAUCAGCGGAGGAGGAGGAACUAAUAACAACAACAACAACAAAAAGAAGAGCCCUGGCAGUGGCUUCCCUCUGUCCAGCCAAGUACCAGACGUGAUGGUGGUGGGAGAGCCCACACUGAUGGGAGGGGAGUUCGGCGAUGAAGACGAGCGUCUGAUCACGAGGCUGGAGAACACACAGUUCGACGCGGCCAAUGGCAUUGACGACGAGGACAGCUUCAACAACUCUCCGGCGCUGGGCUCCAACUCACCCUGGAACAACAAGGCCCCCUCCAGCCAGGAGAGCAAGAGCGACAACCCCACCUCACAGGCAUCGCAGUAGAGCCCAGAGCCCCGCAGCCUCAACACAAACCCCUCUUUGUCACUCCCCAGACUCCACCCCACCCCAACAGCCACGAAUGCAACAGUCUAUGGCCUGCUCACCAAUCUAGACAUCACUGUAGACCUCAGAUUCAUCACACACAGGUGGCCCGAAGGAGCUCAGUAUGUCUCAGAGCCAGAGGACGUUUUUCAUCAUUGCUGUGACUUCCCCAUAUUUAGGCACGGUCUCCCACCUCUGUCUCCCCUUUCCUCAUCUCACGCCCAAAAUGUCCCAUCUGCUCUCGCUAAUUUUCAGUCUGGACAGCGUACCGGGUAGAUGUGACCAAUGAGGCGCAGGGAUUUAAUCCAGGGGAGAAGUGUGCACACUUAACUAUCCGUACUGAAGUUCACAUGUAGGAACAGGCGGGGUGGAGGGGAUGUUGGCAGCGGGGCUUCGAGAUGGUGGCGAGUUGCUUAGGGACCACUUGCCCACCCGACCUCUAAACAUGACACUCAAUUCUGGUCUGCUCUGUUGAUGCACAAGUCACUCGUAAUGUUUCCUGAUGGAGUAUAUGUGUGUGCGUGCGUCUGCGUGUGUGUGAGAAAUGUGUGAGGGGAGAGAAAAGAGGCAGUCUGAGCUUAUUUGUGUCUUUGCUGAAGCAGGCGGACCAGAAUUUAGAAUCAACCUGUACAAACCAUUGAAAUCCACACUCCAGUAGGAGAGCUGAAAUGCGGCACUAGGGAGAAAACACACACACACACACACACACACACACACACACACACACACACACACACACACACGAAUAAACA